This is a messenger RNA of Somion occarium, 2918 nucleotides long. NCBI's taxonomy places the organism in Eukaryota, Fungi, Basidiomycota, Agaricomycetes, Polyporales, Cerrenaceae. The record is from the annotation of a GenBank genome assembly.
AGCCAGCGAGGAAGGCCUGUGGACGCCCAAUGCGGAGUAGGCCGAAUGUCGCAGGAGUAGUUUCGCUCAUUUUCCUCGACGGCUUGCUGCUAACCCUUUUGCCCGUGGGGCAUGCCCCUCCACUACUUACCUGAUUCUCCCCUAGCCAUAAAUACCCAAGAGACAGACCGAGUCGAGUCUCAGUUCGCCGGCCGCGACUAGCCUCAGCAGUAUACCAUCUACAUCUGAGAGGUUAUAUUUUUGCUACAACCGUUUCCAGACUCCCCCGACUCGUGUCGCGACACCUGUCUGGAAACUUACGCAGCAUCUUAAUCGAUGCUUGACUUGCGGCGUAUCCUCCAACGUUAAUUCUUUCCUGCAUCCGUUUACAUUCUUUGUGAACGCGCCUUUUGCUUUUGUUCUCACCCCGCCUAACCUUUCAAGGCACCACUUUGUCUGAUUCUCAAACACCUUCCCCGUCCGCUUCAUCCACUUCAAUUCCCACUUCAACCCCUAGUCCAACCCCUACUUCAAUAUCUACUUCAAUAUCUACUUCAAUCCCCAGUUCUAAACCGGUUCUGACUUCUUCUAUUUCAUUCUCUGUCUCCCAAUCUAUGUCAACGCCUGUAUCUUCACCAGAAUCAUCUCCAUCUCCGUCUUCAACGCCCGUCACUGACUCUGUUCCUUCUUCUUCCGCUCCCCCUUCCACGCCUCCACCCACCUCGUCUGCUGCGCCCACUUCUUCUGCUGCGCCAUCAUCUAUGUCUUCAGCUCCAGAAUCCUCACCGCCGAUCACCUCACCCCCAACCUCGGCAGCUCCAACCUCGGUAUCUUCAGUGCAAGACGAUACAACCACUCCACCCAGCACCAUGUCGUCGCCUACAUCGGAACCGCCUACGUCUGAACCGACAUCGCAACCUACGUCACAACCGCCUACCUCCCAACCACCUACCAGUCAACCUACCUCUCAACCCCCUACAAGUCAGCCUACGUCUGAACCUCCCACUAGUCAACCGACAUCGCAGCCGCCGACAAGCCAACCGACCUCGGUACCACCGACAAGCCAACCAACGUCUCAGCCGCCAACGAGCCAACCUACGUCAGAGCCACCGACAAGCCAACCUACAUCUCAACCUCCUACUAGUCAACCGACUUCACAACCUCCUACGACCGAGCCCACUUCUGCUCCUCCGACAAGUCCUCCGACCUCUAAUCCGCCAACAACUUCAAUCAGUACCACAACCACUCCUGUAGCGGCCGAUCGUGAGAGUUCAACAUCGACCACACAUGCGACUACUACGUUUAGUUCGAUUAUAAGCGUCACAGUAACGAGCUCAGACGGACAGGUGCUUACCACAGCACCUCCUCUAGUGACACAGACGGUUACUACCACUGGUCCGGACGGACAAGCUAGCAUCGUCACGAUCGUUGGCAGCAAUCCGACGCCUAUUAGCGAUGGCGGAGGGUCUGGCUCAUCGUCGCAGUUCUUCCGAAAUAAAGGCGCCGUUGCAGGUGUUUUUCUCAUAGUUGGUUUGGCAGCAGCAUCCAUCUUUCUCUUCUUGUUCUUCUUCAUCCGACGACGCAGACGUACUCGUAGGCUCGAACAUGACACCGCCGUAGCAUCAACUCUCGCUGCAGCAGGCUUCAACCGUGCACCUGUGGAUGGCGAUGACGACGACCAAAGUCCAGGUAUGCGGCAAGUUGGAGGUGAUAGAAGUCCAUUUGGGGCAGGUACUGUGAAUUCUCUCCCGAGCACAAGUAAUCACACCACAACGGGAAGCGGCGGUGGACGCCCUCCGUCUGGUUACAUGGACGAUCCCAGUGCGGCGUCGACACCACUUCGUGGCGAAUUCGACCCCUAUGCUGCUUAUGGCACCGUUCACCCUCCUGCACCAACUGCUAUCGUCGGUGGGGGUAGGAAAGAUGGGUAUAUGCCAGCACGGACAAGCAGUCCCCCUCCUGGUGGCGGACCAACUCAUAGUCGUCAAGCUAGCUUCAGCUCUAGCUCGGGCCAUAUGAUGGGAGGUCAUAUAACGAGGGAGAGUGCUGGUAGUUUUGAGCCGUUGUUGAGUGCAUAUAGGCAAGGUAGUGGAAGUGGUGGUGCAUCACCGCCGAGAACACCUGGUGCGAAUGUGAGCUCAGACAGUGGUCCGCCGCCUUAUGUACCGCCGAGAAAUCCUGCGAGGACUGGGAGUCGGGGUGGAGAGGGAUCUUCGGAGGCAGGGCAUUCUGGUGGCGGACAGGUGCCCGGGGCUGGGGAUAGGCAACGAGAUAGUGCGAGUUCGGUGUAUUCUGACGCGGGUGAUCAGUUGGUGGAUCUGACGCCAACUGCCAGACUCGAGAUUCGAAACUUGCCGGAUGGUCAGACGGCCGGUGCAGAUAUCUCAAGGGAACCCUCGCGACGGCAGUGACACCUGUCUUCACGACUGUGAACCCUCGUCAAAAUUCACCACUUGAAGCGAUAGCUUUGGUGGAACCUGGACCUCGGGAUAUACUGACUUAAUCCUUGUUCAGUUCUAUGUCUUUGGACUCUGGGACUCUCAUCACUUUGUUUCUUAUUUUCUGUUUUGCAUUUAGACAUUGCAUUCACGCAUUCCUGCUAUAUUUCCCUCUCGUGUACCUCGUAUCAUAACUUUUCUUGCUCUGUUCUCAUGAUUUUCAUGCUGUAACGACUUAACUUACCCAUCCUCAUCCUCAUGGACAUCGCUCAUUCCAUCCUUAGUAGGAGACGGACUUUAAGUAGUAGUUAGUCACUCACUCAUUCAUCACCCACUGUCGUAUAUACUUAUCUGUUUUGCCCUGCUGAAGUUCGGACUCUUUUACUUAUGUGGUGUAUGUAGCCAGCUUCAUGUGCCCUCCUCUAGACUUUAACGGGUGGGCCAUGAAUUGUAACGCGCGGCGCCUCUGAUAUGAAAAGCAUCUGCUUGGUUGAAGAAGAG